This is a messenger RNA of Condylostylus longicornis, 18867 nucleotides long. Its product is annotated as titin. Gene Ontology annotation, biological process: actin cytoskeleton organization. The transcript is spliced from 15 exons. Bases 731 to 17563 code for a protein of 5610 amino acids. The record is from RefSeq and is a predicted model, not a curated record. Lineage: Eukaryota; Metazoa; Arthropoda; Insecta; Diptera; Dolichopodidae. Gene Ontology annotation, cellular component: microtubule organizing center; filamentous actin. Gene Ontology annotation, molecular function: protein binding.
UGCUAAAAUUAAAAAAAAAGCGUUGCAUUAAUUGGAUUGACUCCAAAUUUAUUUUUGUUUAAAAAAGUGGACAAUUUGUUGUUGUGUUAGACUUCGAAAAAAUAGUGAUUCCGAGUGAAAAAAAAAACGCGGAAAUGCAAAAUUUCAUAAAAUUACAAUAAGCAUAUAAAAACAGAAGAAAAAAAAAGAAAGGGUAUCAUAUUUUGCCUUUUUAUAUAGAAAGGUUAAUGUUGUUACAGAUGAGUCAUACUUAAAGGUAUUUUCAUCUCGUGUGCAUUCUUAUCUUGUUGAAUGUUGAAAAUUCAAAUCCGAAAAUAAGAAAAAAAAAUUGAGAAUAAUAGUUUAAAAGAAGAAUUUUUUUUAUUUUAUUCAGUGAACGUUUCUUUUGGAAGUGAACGUUUUUUUUUUUCAUAAUAUUACUGAGUUUAUUUAUUUAGUGUUAUUUAUGUAAUAAUAUAUACACUGACAUAAUUAAUUUAAAAAAAUUUUUGAUUUCGUGUUCCUGAGGAGUUUUUAUCUGAAACCGUGGCAGCAAUCAGAAGAUUUUGGUCGCAAAAAGGAAAUACGUCAACAUUUAUAUAAAUUACGUGAAUCUAGAUUGUGUGGUUAUUAUACAGAACCGUCAACUACAACAACAAUAAUACCUGAUACAGCAGGUGAUUUUAAUAAAAAAGAUCAUUUUAUUAAUAACAAUAAAAAUUGUAAAACAACAUCAUCAAAUUACAUCAUAAUGGAUGGUGUAUCACUAGCUGAUCAAAGCUAUCAAAGCUUUAAAAAUAAAGAAAUUCGUGAUUCUGAAAGUCCAACCGGUGAUGGUGGUUUUGUUCAAAAAGCAAUGCGCAACAUAAAUAGUAAUGAUGGUGUUAUAAAACCAAAUACAUCUGGUUGGAAUAUAACAUCAUCAUCAACAGUUAAUCCUGAUGGAUCUGGGUAUAAGAAUGAAUCAUUGGCAACAACAGAAGGUUCACGAAAAAUAGCCGGUGGUCAACAUGAAUUUGCUGGUAUAAAUCAGCAUAUGGAGAAAGCUUCACAUUAUGGUGAUGAUAAAAACUUUGUUAAAUCAGCUGCCGAAAGUUCUAAUACUAAAUUACAAGAGUCCACGGUAGUUGGUGAUGAAAAAUCUGGUCGUAUUGAGAAAAAAUCUAGUACCGUAGUAUCAUCAUCAUCAAAAUCAUUUUCUCAAAAACAAACCACUUCCGGUAACAUGGGUGAUUUUGAUCCAAAUUUAUUUGGAAUUGAUAGGCCAUCUGGUCAAUUUCCCGCUAUAUUAGAAAGGCGUGAUUCAACACAGUCAAAUGCCACUGAUUAUUCGACAAGAUCAAACACAAAUCAGUCGUUAAAAGAAAAAUUAGCAAUGACAAGACAAAAUGUUGAAAGUCGAUCGACUUCUUCGAUACGUGAAGAAGAAUUUCACCACCAAACACAAUCUAAAACAUCUUCAUCUAAAACAAAUCAACAACAGCAAAUAGACCAACAAGAACAGCAGCAACAUAGACAUUAUGAAAUUGGUGGCAAACAUCACUUACGUGAAACCGAUAACUAUGAAAGAGAACAUCAAAGAUAUCAAGAUGAAUUGGAACGGAAAUUAGCUCAAGAAAUUUCUCAACAACAACGGCAUCAUAAUGAACAAAAAAGUAGUAGUACUACUACAGAACAUGCUACUAGUCACCAACAACAUCAUCAGCAAAAAAUUUUGAGACAAUCUGAAAAUAUUUCGAGAGAAGAACAGCAGAAACAGCAUAUUAGUAAACAGCAAAAUACCACCUCAGCAAUUGAUGGUAUUGAUGAACGUUAUUUAACUAAGUAUACUGAUAAUACUGGUACUACUAUUAAAAAAUCAGGUGUCAUUAAUAAAGAUAGUCCACCAGAACUACAAGCUCAAUUUGAAAAAUUGAAGGCGCAACCUGGUCGUAUCAUAUCUGAAGAAAUAUCUUACCCAAAGCCAGGUGUAAAAAUGAUUACGACCAAAAAGGAAUUAUCUGAUGGUACCGUAGUCACAACACGUGAUUAUGAAACUAAGACACCAAAUGAAAGAGUUGUUCAAGAAAAGGUGAUUGCGGGAAAUACUGAGCGCUCUCAACAUGUUAAGUAUAAUACAAAUACGGAAAAAACUGAUCGGCAAUUUACAAAAAGCAUAGAUCAAAGAAAUCAACAAAUUUUACGCAACACUGAUGCAACUGAUUCAUCAGAUCGUACCAGUUCAACAAGAAAUAGGGAUGUCACUGAUCAUUCUAGGGUCAGACAUGACGAUUACGUUGAAAAGAUCAGAGAUGCUGUUGAAACACUAGAUAUAAAUAAAACUGUUAAAAAAGACUUAAGUAGAACAAUGCGUGAUGAAAACUUAACGCAAGCGGAUUUUGUUGAAACUGAUCGCGGAUGUGUAUUAAUUGAUCGAAAUACUGGUCGCCCAGAGCGGUAUACAACAUCUGAUGUUUGCGAUCGUAAUGCUGCUUUAAGAGAAGAACGUCAAGAAUAUGAAUAUCAGACAAAAGACGUUCGACAGCAAAAGUUCGUAAGAGAAGAUGAUACACAGAGUACACAUGGUUUUCCGUCUCAAAGAGUACCAGAUGAAAAUCGUCAUCCUGGAGAAAAAAUUCAUAAAAUUUAUAAAGAUGAAGACGGUUUUCGUGGAACGCAUGGUUUCCCUUCAGCUCGCAGUCCUGAUACGAAAUCUCAAUAUUCAACAUCAAGUACUACAAAAGAACACUAUGAGCAAACCACUCGUAGUAAUCAACAUGAUGAAGAUUUUCGUGGCACACAUGGAUUCCCAUCGGCUCGCACUCCAGGAGACAGCGGAGAUCAUAUAACGAGACGCUCUGAUUUCGCAGACCAAUAUCCACAAAAAUCAACACCCAGAGAUGAUGAUUUCUUGGGAACACACGGAUUUCCUUCCACGCGUGAACCUUCUGGAAGAUAUUCGCCAUCUGUAUCAUCAGAACUUUCCGAACAUUAUGAAAAGCGCACACAAAAAACUGAUGAAUCAUUUUUGGGUACACAUGGUUUCCCAUCAGCUAGAGCACCAGAUGAUCGUCCUUAUGACAGACAACCAACAUCACCUGGGGCAAAAUCUAAGCAACCAGUUGGGCCAGAUUUUCGUGGCACUCAUGGAUUUCCAUCAGUUGCAGUUGACAAAAAUGAAAGACAAACCCGUGUGGAAACUCAACAACAACAGUUUACAACUCAGAGUACAGUGAAACAUGUUGAUGCUGCUCAUGAAGCUUUUGCCCGUUCGUUACGUUGUGUUUCACCAAUUGAUAAUACAAGGCGCGGAAGUAAUGCAAGCCAAAGAUCUUAUCGAACUAAUACUCAUGGAUCUACAAGAUCUCAUGACAGUCCAGCGCGAGAAAGAUCCGUCCUUUCCGAUUCCAGUCAUGUGAGUUCAGGUACGGUAACAAAAGGAACAACAACCCGCACUCCAACUAAACACCAUUCAAAGGAAGUACAUCACUCAAAUGAAACAAUUGAUUUGCCCUCUAAAACCAUACACACAAAAACAACAACAACAAAAGCUACAUCACACGAUGCAACACCAGGAUUUACGAGGUACUCGCCAACAACAUCCCCAGAACGUCGUUCUACUAAGACAAUUCCCAAUGCCGCUAAUAAAACAAGUCCAGAAAAUAAAUCGAAAACAUCAAAACCUAUUGAUAAAGGGACUUGUAUGACCACCUCAACAACUACAAAAAUAACUACUAAAACAAUACGAAAUGAAAGCCCGCAAAAUAAAAUUGACAAAGAACAACCAACGAAAUCGUCAUAUCCCACAGAUGAAAAACGCUCCGAGUCACCAAUUAAUCAUGAGAUCGAUGAUGAACGAAACUUAAAUCGAAAUACAAGAUCCAACACCUCAAGAAGAAUAACAAAAAAUAUUGAUAACACAGAAGAAAUUCAAUCGAAUAUUACAAAAAAAACUAAAUCUUCUCCGACUAGAAAUCAAAGUCCGAGUAAAAGUCCUGCGUAUGAUUCACCAAAAUCAUCAAGAAAGUCAUCACCUACAAAACAAGGUCCAACUUCGAGAGAACCAUCUCCUAAUCAAAAACCAACAUCAACAAAAAAAGUUUCAACAAUAACAACAAAAACUAAAACUACGAAGGGUUUUGAUGAUAAAUUGAGAAAACCUGAACGACAACCAUCGGAACCGGAAUUCGAAUUAGAUUCGCCAGGCUCUGGUUAUACAACAAGUGAUUUUGAAUUUGUUCGUGUGGAUGAUACUGAAGUUCAUAAUACCCAUAGAACGGAAACUAAUUUUAAUCACUCAAAGCACUCAGCACAACCAGUCAAAAAGGCAUCAACUUCUCCGCACGAGUCAGGAUCAAAACACUCCCCACAUUUAACAAGAAAAACUACUGAAAAAACUUUCGAAACUAGUUCAAAAUAUUCUCCACAACCAGUCCAAAAAUUUCCAAAUAAACCAAAAGAUAUUGAUUUUACACAUUCUCCACAAUUAACUAGAAAAAUUCCUAGCAAGCCGCAUGAAAGUGGUUCUCCAGAACGAAAUAGAAAAUUUCCAGAAGACUCCAGACAGCUGUUUGAACCAUCUAGGGAUGAUUCAGAGUACGGUCUAGAACCUUCAAAAGGAUACCCGGAAAUCGAAACUGGCCCUGAAAGUUCAGAACCAACAGAGAAACCACAAACUGACAAAUUAUAUAGAAGUGAUUCUAGCUACUCUCCUCAGCCAACUAGAAAAUCGCCAGAAAAAACUCAUUCAAAACAAUCUCCAAAUUCAACUCGUAAGUCUCCAGAAAAAACUAUAUCUACAAUUGGAUCAACUUCAACAGGUUUUACUAAAUCUCAAAAAACUGAUAACGCUAUUUAUCGUGAUAGUAGUCCACAAAGGCGCAAACCAUCAGAGCCUUCUAAAGCGUAUAUUGAAGAUGAAUCUGAACCAGAGAAUGAACCGGCUUACCAUGACACAACUGAAUUCAUUGUUUCAGAAACGACUGAUACUCAGGAUGGUAUUAUUGAAAGUAAACAGACCCAGCAGAAAACUGAUACGUUUACAAGACAGAAAAAAACACAGGAAUUUAUCGAUUCUGAACGUUUCGAUGCUGAGUUUCCACAAUUUGAUCGUGAACCUUCACCAAUAAAUGAAAAUAUUAGACCACGAUCUACAUCAAAGGAUUAUCAAGCGGAAAUUGAAAAAAUUACACAAACAUCUCCAGGUACGAGGAAAUUCCCACAACAAAAUGAUAAACCCGAAAAAAGCGAUUAUUAUAAAGAAAUGCAAAAAAUUACAAACGACACGACGUUCAUUGAUGAAACAAAUGUGAAAUCUUCAAAUAUUGUAAGUGAUCAUAUAACAGACGAACAUAAUAGAAGAACAUAUGUAACUAGAGGAGAUAUUCCAAUAGAACCUGAUGAUGAAGAGGAACCCAGGCAACCAUUUUUCUUGAAAGAACCAAUAAAUGUCGAUGAAAAUGUUCAUGAACCAACGGGAAGCAAACCAAAAGGUUUGGAUACGAUCGCAACUAACGACACAGAGUCUAAAAAUGAAUAUCCAAAAGAAAUACCUAAAUCAAAAACUCCGUUUACUCGAAGUGAAACCUUUGAAGAACGUUGUCGUCAAAUGUUAGGUAUAAGUGAUACUUCAGAGAAAACGACAUCUAAAAAGCAUCAAAAGACAACCGAAUUCAUAACUAACGAGCGUCGUUACCAAGAUUCAUUUUUAAAUCGUAAGAGCUCUAGUUCAUCCCCAGUGCCAUCACCGAGAUCAACCAGCCCUCAAAAGAUGAGGGAUUCUGAUGUCAAAAUAACUGUAACAACAACUGAAAACGUAACUAAAACCAAUUUCUUGGAGAAAGAAUCAUAUUCAGACGUUGAUUCAAUAAAAACACGUUCAGCCAGUCCAAGUCCAGUACGACGUUCUAAGGCACCAACUCGUGAAACUUCUCCUUCUCAACGACCUGAUCACCCAGAAGUUUCGCUUCAAACAGUUACAAAAAAAUCAAAUACUGAUUCUCUUAAAGAUACUUAUUCUUCAUCACCAUACGAUUCCCCAUAUUCGAGAUCCCCAGAUUCAAGUCCAAUACGAAGACCAGGAACAGAUUCAGCUUAUUCACGUUCACCAGAUUCUAGUCCAGUGAGAGAGCAUAUAAAGACGAUACAAACUACAACAGUUUAUGAAAAAACUAAACCUACAUCGAAAGAAACUAGUCCAGUUAGAUCUUCCAAAACCACCAAAACCAGAACUACUGACAAAGAAAAAAUUUCUCUAACAACAAAUAGUUACGAAAUAAGUACACAAAAAAGAAAUCAAUCUCCCGUACAGCCAAAACACAUUACAACUGCGAGAAUAGAAAUUUCUCCAACAUCAGUUCGAAAAACUCUUUUAGAAAAAAAUACGUCCCCAACACGAAAGCCCACUGAAUCAAGAAAACCAUAUGAAACAUCUCCCACAAGAAAACCAAUCGAUACGUCGCCUACGAGAAGGGCUCCGAUUUCGCAUAAGCCUUAUGAAAGUUCACCAACCAGAGAAUCGACUAAACCUAGUAAACCACAUGACAAUUCACCAGGAAAAACUUCACCUAGGCCCAGUCCUUUUGAUAGUUCGCCAACAAGAAAAACCACUGGACCAAAUAAAAGGGAAGAAUCACCCUUGAGAAAGUCUACAGAGUCAACCAAACCAUAUUAUGAGUCUCCAACAAGAAAGACAACUGAAUCGAGAAAGCAAUAUGAUGAAUUUCUUACAAGCAUAUCCGAACCUAUCGAACCCAAUUUCGAAACUCCGAUAAAAAUUCAUACUGAACCUUUAAAACCACUUGACAAUUCAACUACUGCACAGCUCCAUGAAAUGAGAAGACCACGCUAUGAAUCUCCAACAAGAAAAUCAACAGAGCAAACGUCAACUACCAGAAAUAAACUUCAUGAGGUAACGAAGGGAACGACAAGUAUAACAAGUUCACGGAUAAUAAAUAAAGGUCCUUCUCCUUCAAAAGAUUCCCCACGGAAGCCCAAAGAAAAAGAAAUUGCCACAAAACCUACAAUUCGUAAAAAAAUCGUAAAACGGGAAUCUUUGACAACUGAUAAAAUUACUAGGGGUGACAUUGAGGUCGACGAGUCAGAUGUAUUAAGUGACGAUGAGAAUAUUCUAAUUAUUGAAACUACGUCUAAAGUUACAGAUACAAAAAAAUCCACACCAGCGAAGAAAUAUCCUGUUACAGAACGGAAAGAAUCAGCCCCAGUAAGUCGGACUACGCAAAUAGAUCGGGAUACCAAGUUUACACGCUCAACAAGUGACAACAUUUUCAAAACCAGUGCGACAAAAAGGACUUUAAAUAGAUCAAACGAAACUCCUAAUAAAACAAAGCCAGUUGAGUCCCCUAAACUAGUAAAAAAGCAACCAUCUGAUCAAAAGAGAGAUAAGAAUGAAAAGAGACCAAGUAAAUGUUUAACAACUAAAACUAUCAAUCUAACAACAGCUAAUAAUAUCCUCAACAGUGAGGAAAUGGAAAAUGUUGUAAUUGAUAUUCAACAAGCAAAAAGUAGUCGCGAACCUUCACCUAAUAAAAUUGUUCCAGUGCCAGUUUCUGCAAGCGCUGACGACGAUCAUGACGGUUUCCCAAGAUAUCCAGAUGAGGUUCAAGAGCCUGAAGAUUCAAGACGUACUCCAAAAGUUCGUAAUAUUCCAAUAUUUCAAGAAAGCCUCAACGAUUUUGUCGGUUGCCAAAUAACAGAAAUCAAAGAAACUGAUGAUUGCAUAAUAAAUGAAAGACGUCAGCAAAAUAUAAAUGUAACUGAAGAGGAUAAUUUUACGAAAAAUUCAAAAAUGAGAGAUACAAUCCGAACAUCAGCAACUAUUGUCGAUGAUAAAGUUGAUGAGAAUUGUUUACUGAGUGUUCAUGAGAAAGUUCAUAAGUUCAUUAAUACUGCAGAGGAAAUUAAGAAACCAAAAACAUCCUCGCCAUUCAAGCGUGAUUUACAGGAAAAAGAACAAUAUCCGGUUGAUGAUGAAUGUCUUUUAAGCGUUAACGAUAAAGUUAAUAAAUUCCUUUCAACAGCUGAAAAAGUAACCAAAGAUGUGAUAACAUCUUCUGGAAAGCGUGUAGUUCAGCGUUUAAAUGUCGAUGAAAUUGAUGAAAAUUUAAGGAACGAUGAAUGUGUUCUAAGCGUUUCUGAAAAGGUGAACAAAUUUAUUAAUACGGCCGAACGUCUAGUUGAAUCCGUACCGCAAAAAUCACCUAAUUUGGUUGCACAAAUCGAUCGUCAAAUAUCGAAACAAAGUGAGGAUGAAAGAAAUUUCGAACCCAUCAAGAAACAACCUUACGAACCGGUUGCAACUUAUAUACCCAAUGGAUCUCCUUAUGAUCAUGAAGAUUAUUCAAAAACUAAAAAAGGUGAGCCAAAAUACCCAAGGGACCGAUCAACAAGCCCAAUAACUAAACCACAGAAAAGUAAACCUUCACAACCUAGAGGAAGUCUUAUAAGUAAUGAAAUUACAGUGAACAAAACAGUUACUCAGAAAAGUAAAGUAACGGAUAGAUAUGCUCCAAAUAAACCUAAAGAAAUCACCAGAACAACGUCUAAGCCAGUGAUCAAAACUACGGAAACUGUGCGUAAGGCUAAAUCUGUUUUUGAAAAUGGUGAUGUAAAAACAACAAGUAGAACUACUACUUCAACAUCAAAUAAUUCAAAGCAACGUGAUAUUAUAUCGAGGCCAUCCGUUUUUGAGGCAAAAAGAAAUCGGGAGCCAUCGGAUGUCAAAUUAAAAGACAUUGGUGUCAGAAAAACUACUAAAGAAAACGAUUUAAAUCGUCCGGAACCGAAAUUGAAAGACGACAGACCACACAAAACAAAACCUGUUUCUUCAUUUCAGUCAACGAAAAAUUCCGUAACAGAUUCAGUGUCAUCCCGUAAAAAUGUAUUCGAACAAUGCACAAUACUCUCAACCAAUGAUAUUGGCUCAGCCGCUUUAGAGGUUACUGAACGUCUGAGUAAAUCAACACCUCGUCGCAAAUCAGGUGCUGAGUCUCCAACAAGACGAACAGUUCCCGAAUCGCCACACCGAAGGCAACCAUCAGCGGAAUAUUCAAGAAAACCAGCUAUUGUUACAGAAGCUACUGUGACAACAUCAACAAGAAAAGUGCAAUCACCAGCAAAAUUCAAUAACGCCGAGGAUACUGAUGGAUAUGUAGACAAAUCUAAAACAACAUCCCAGAAAAAAGUACCACUCUUAUCCAAAUCUCCCACCAGAGAUGGUCAAGACUCCCCAAUCCCAGCAACAAAAAAAGUUUUUGAAUCAAAUACGGAAUAUAUAGAUGAAUAUACUGACAAGUAUCAAAAGGUUGAAAAAAAUCACUAUAGCAGAAAAGAUUCAUCGUCAACAAUAUCAACAAAAAAAAUAUCAGAUAAAAAUGAACAGUAUGACACAGAUACGAUGGUAAGUAGGAAACCAACCGAUUCAAUACUGAGUGAUUUAUCUCCUCAAGGAAUAAAACCUGUUCGUGAGGAAACAUUUACGACUACAACAACAACAACUCGACGUGGCGACGAAUCUCCAUCUGUAUUAGCACGAAAGAAUAUUUUUGAAAGUCCAGACGUGAAGUUAAAUGGGUAUAGUAGCCCCAUACAGAAACCUUCAUAUAUGGAUCAUACAAAAUCUUCUUUGGAACAUAUUCGUCGUGAUUCACUUGAAAUUAAUCGUACCAAUUAUCAAAGAAAAACAUCAUUUGAUGAAGAAACUUUUGAAAAUAAUCCUAAGUCUGCUGUGAAGUUUGGCGUUCAUUUAAAACAUAACGCAUCAGAAUAUAAACCUAGACGAAAGAGCAGUAGUUCCGAAAUACCUCACAUUGAAGAAAUAUUUGAUUUAGAAUUACUCGAGCAAAUGUUAAGCACGGUCGUCGGUUAUGAGCAAAGGCGGCGUAUCCGAAGUCAAAUAAGAAUUGUAAAAAAACUCAUUGAGCAAAAAAAGCGCGAAGAGACACAAAUAGCGUAUAUUCGUGAGACAUCUCCAGCAAGGCGUUCGACACCUUCUUCGCCGAGAUCACCGUCACCUACCAUUCGUGUUACAACGAGAAGACGUGAAGAUAUUACAAAAAAAAGCGAGGAAGAACAAGUAGCUUAUAUAAGGGAAACUUCGCCUGCUCGAAAAAGUCCAGUUCGCGAACAAACUCAAAAUACUCCACGUCGAGAUGCCACGAAAAAAAGCCCAGUACGCAAUGCCACUAAAACAACUUCCAUUCACGACGGGCGACAAACGAGUCCGGUACGAGAGUCAAGAGUUGAAAGAACGAGCCACAAAGAAAAGUAUUCGAAAGGAAGCAGUAAUACUAAUUUCAUAGAUCAUGAAUCGAAGCAUAUAGAAAAACAUGAAUCUUAUACUCGGGAACGUAGUAUCAGCCCAAAAUCUAAAGUAAAAACCGUUACAACAAUUACUGAAAUCAGAAAAGUAGGUGGCUCCAAUAUCCCAGAUAAAUCAAUUACAACUAAAAAAGUGGUUCAAAGUAAUACAAAUGAAAAACCUAUUUGGGCAACAAAAAAUAUUUUAAAGAAAGCAAGUGAAAGUGAUAGAAGUGCAAAAGUUGGCACAACAAAGAAAAUUCAAAGUAGUUCUACAACAAGAACAUCUCAUACGCAACAGAAGGAUAAAAAAGUUUCCGAUGAAGACGUAAUUACGUCAAGCUAUGGUAUUGGACCAACUGAUGAAGAUGGAAGACCUCUAUUUGGGUUACGUGCUUUGAAAACUAAAAAGCCUGCUGAAAGCAGCAAAGUCACUGGAACCAUAGUUAGCGAAAGUUUCUAUUCUGAGAAUGGCCAUGCUCCAGUUGGCGAACGAAAAAUUACAGUAUAUUCCACAGAUCCGAAUGAUAUCGAUGAAUAUGAAGCAAACUAUGACAAUAAAACAAGAAGUGAUUCUAUAAAGAGGGAAAGUUGCCAAAGAGAUGGCCUAACCAGCGUUACAAGAACCCAGAAGUUUGGCGAUGGAAAUAAAUUCGAUACUAGAGAUGUUGAAUCUCUCAAUGACACAAUAGAAUUCGAUGGUAGCACUAAAGUUCGACGUGGAUCUGUUAAGGAGAUGAGUGAAAAAUUUAUACGUAAAGAAUCAUCUUCAUCAGUUACAGAAAAAACUAGUUCGUCGUCUUAUCCAAAAGCUGGUUUGAUUUUAAGAACCAAAACUAAAGAGUCUUCUCCAACUACUUCACGUUAUAGAGCUGGAUCUUAUGAAGACGAAGAAUACGAAAGUGCUGGACAUGAAUAUGAAUCAUCAACAACACGUCAUGAAUCAAAAACACGUUCAAUUCAUGAAAGUGAAAGUGAAACCGAAUCAAUUAAAAUUUCAAAAGCAAAAAGUUCAACAUCCACUCGUUCAUUUCUGGAUAGUUCAGGAAGCAAAGUGACUGGUGUUAACGAUGUACUAGAACGGAUGCGAAAUGCUGACAACAUUGUUCAAGAUGGCGAUUCAAUGGAAGACCGUGAAGCUAGGGCUCUUUUAAAUAAAUUUCUUGGUGCCAGUGUACUUAUGAGUGGCGUUGAAUCAAUGAUGCCAGCUCAAGAAGUCGUUACAACAAGAGUUACUAAAAUUAAUACAGAACCAGUUAAGGAAGUGGUGAAGACAACACGUGUUACGAAAACAGUCAAAUCCGAAGGUAACUCCUCAACACCAGUUUCUUUUGGAACUUCUGAUAUCGAGGAGGUUUGGGACGAAGAAUAUUUAAAAGAGUUGCUUGAGCAAUCUACAAGUUACGAAGAACGUCGCAAAAUCCGUGCACGUAUUAAGCAACUAAUGGCGGAACGCGAAGCUUGUGCUGAUAUUGUAGCCAGUGUAAAAGCUGAGCUGGAAAAUUCGCAAGCAACAAAAAAACCACCACAAUUACAGCAUCAAAACUCAAGAAAAACUACUGGAAUUGUAGAAGUUGAAAAUAAUGAUUCUGAUGAUGACAGCAGUGUCUACGAAGAAAUAAUUGAAGAAAUUGAAGUGACAGAUACUGAUGGCAGUGACAAUGAUAAUGGUGAUGAAGAUGACACCGAUAAAAAUAAAAAUAUUAAAUCAGUAACGACGACCACAACAAAAAAAGUUGGUUGCGGUAAUAAUAAAACUGAAACAGUUGUAACAACAACUAAAUUUGUUGAAAAAACUAAACCAAAAACCGAAAUUGUUAAAACUGUUAUUAAAACUGAACCAUUACGAACAAGUGUAACACCCACUAAAACAACGACUACAACUUCAACAAAAGAAACUCUCACAAAAGAAGCAACACCAACUAAAAUAACAGCUGAAACAAAAACAACAAAGGACACUGAUAAUAAACAAGGUAAAAAUAAAAAAUAUAUUACAGAAACAGACAAUAUAAUUGUUGAACGUGUAGUUAGUGAUAACAACGAUAAGAGUAACAAAAUAAAAAGUACAAGUGAUAAACAAAAGAAAAAGGAAAAGGAAGAAGAAAAACAACAACAUAAAAACGAAGAAAUAGAAAAAGAAGAGGAAGACGUAGAGGAAGAAGAGGAAGAGGUAGAAAAAGAGGAAGAGGAAGAACAAGAAGAAGACGACGUCGAAGAGAAAGGAGAAGAUUUGUUACCUUUGUUGCAAGGUUUACUACAUUUUUCAUCACCUGAAAAGGAACAAGCACAUAGUAGAAAAUCAAAUAUGUCUAAUCUUAAAAAUAGUAACAUUAGUCAUUCUAAAUCAAACAGUAAUAAAACUAGUAACACCUUAAAAACACAUACACUUAAUAGUAAUAAUUAUCCUAAUAAUAUGAAUAAUAAAAAUUAUAAUGUAAAUAAUAGCAUUUCUACGAAUAAUAACCAUGUUGAAGAUUCGGGCACAGAAAGUGGGGAAGAUUUAAAAUUACUUGCUGCCGGAUUACGUGAUUCAAUGCAGUCAAUAAAAAAUGAUACAGGUUUAAUACCAGAAGUUACAGCGGCUCUUACCCGUUUAGAAAAAUCUUUAAAAGAGGGCACAAGUGACAUUCAACUUGAUUUAAAGAGGCGUAAUGCUCUUUUAACACUUGUUAGCCGCCUACAGACUGGUUUGACCUCUCCAGAUAAAAUUAAAGAACCUACACCGGCCCCCAACCAUUUAGCAAAUAUUAGCAGCAGCAUAAACACCAAUAAUGUUGAAACAUCCUCACCAGAAGGUGAAAAUUGCAGGGGGUCGAAUCGUCAACGUUUUGCUAAAAGACGAAGUAGAGCGAAUAGACACACAGUUGGUGUAAGUAGAGAAGAAUUAGCAGAUGCACGCCGUUAUAUGGAGGAAAUGAUAUUGAUUCAGAAUUUAUCUCAUAAUGUAACGACAGAAGGUACCUCUGCUCAAUCAUCAUCCGAAAAUCAGCCUUCACAAGAACAAAAUACAGCAUAUCAAAAGGAAGUGAGUGGAGUAACUGAUCAACUUGUUACACCCAAUACUAGGGAUACGGUUCCAACAACGUUAUAUCGUCCUAACCAGUUUGUCCCCAGCAAUGCGGCUCAACAAAGUAAUUCAGUUAAAAUUGUAACCCCCGUAGUUCAAUCACAACAACCACCAGUUCAACGAAGAGAUAAGAAAUCGCAAAUAGAACCUAUCAAACGACAAAGUGCAGACUAUGAUCAAACAUCGACAAAUUUAGUUCAAAAUUCUAAACGUCCUUUAUCGGAAUCUUAUUCAUCUACAGUUGGGCAACAAAUGCUACAACAACAACAGCAGCAGCAGCGGUCGCAAUAUCAAACCGGUCUUCAAGAUCAACAACAACAAAACUACUAUCAACCCGAAUCAAACAUAUCAAAUGGGUAUCACAAUGCUGAAACGUCACAUGAUUAUAGCGAGUCACAGAAUAGAAGUUUUCAUCAAACUAACAAAACAGAAAACUUUGAACCCAGUAAUAUUCCUUUGAAUAGAUUUUCUAAUAAAAAACUCGCGAUGAAGCGGGCAAACACAAUCGAUAUUCCGAAACCAAUGAAAUACAUAAAUGAUAUGGAAUCUGAUUCUGAAGCUGAAGAUUAUGGUGUUAACUCAACAAAAUCAAUAGGGUUAAGAGGUACUGUACAAGUUAGCGUAAAUAAACCAAAAUCAUUUGUUCAAGCUUUUGAACCAAAAACAGAAAACGAUAUGAAAUUUUUAGCAUUUAUACAAAAGCAGGGACCGGCGCCUGGAUUAGCCUGGAAUAAUCCAAAUAGAACGGUCAGCAACUGGACUAGUAAAUUCGGCAAUAUAAAACAAGCAUUUGAAGCAAAAUCUUUUGAAAAUUCCUUCAGAGGGAAACCUCCAGCUGGACCCAUAUCUAGCGCUAAAAAUUUUUGGAAGAAAAAUGAAAUUCAAUUAAAUGCACCACGUGCAUCUUUCACGAGUGAUAAAAUAACUAAACAGUCUUGGUCGGACAAAACAUUUAACAGUAAAAAUUCAGCACCAAACUCGCCGCAUCAUUUUAUAACAUCACCAGUGCAUAAUUGGGCAGGAGUUAAACGAUCCACUCCAACUUCUCCAAUGACCUCAGCUCUACCCUGGGUAAGCAAAAAUCGCACGGAAAAUCGUAUUCGCAGCAAGGCGGAGAAAUAUGACAAAAAAUCGCCACCUCCAAGUAAUUUACACCGACAAACAUCUUUACAUCAUCAGGAUAAUGCAUUUGAUCAAAGAAAAAAGGAUUAUGGAACUAAUUUAACUGAUAUGAAAAGACCGUCCUUACCGGAUGCAAAUGAUCCAUAUAUUAAAAGUUCUUAUAAUGCCCAACCAACAUAUUAUGCAAGUACACCUCAUAUACAUAACAAUUCCCACAGUUACGAAUAUGAUAACCAAGCCAAUCAAAAACCAGAACCACUGAUCCAAUAUCAGAAUGCGCAGAAGUUGCAUAAAUCACAACCUGCUUUAGAAUAUAAUCCACCAAUAACUGAUCAAGACUACGGCAUUAUGCCAGUUUCAGUACCAGUUCAUAACGAAAUACAGGAAUAUACUCCAAAGUUUAGGAACCGCGAAGACUCUCUAACCAACCCUAAUGCUCAACCGUUGGUAUUAACGAGCUCUUGUCCAACUUUUGAUCCGCAAAAUACUAUUUCAGAGAAUCAUAAACCAUUAAUUCUCACAAACACUUGUUCUACUUAUGAUCCACAGAACACAAUUUCAGAAAGCCAUAAAUACCCUCUAAAAAUUUUUGAUUAUCCAAGCCCAACUACUAGUAUGGCCAGCCCAAUUAGUUAUCCACAUCAUGAUAUAACAACUGACGACGAAGUUGAUUCCGAAAUUUUAACUGAAUACAAAGUAGAAAGUAAAGUAAUGACUGGACCCGUAAGUCAGCAAGCUGUAACAGUAUCAGCAAAUAAAACACAGAGGAUUGGUGAUAAUGGUAAAAAAUCUGCAGUGGCAAAAAGUUUACUUUCUACAAUGAAAAAUAUUAAAGCUGAAGAUAGAAACAAGGGUCAAAAACAAAUUCUACCACAAAAGCAAAUACCAACACCAGAAGUAUGUCUGUCUCCCGACGGUAGAUCCUACCAAGCACCUCAAGUAGAACCAGUUUUCCCAGAACUAACCAAAGUGGAAACCAAUCGUGCUCCUGAAUAUUUAGGACAACCGUUUGCGUCGCAGACACCUUCUCAUUAUCAACAAAAUCCAGUUUAUGUUCCACCUCAAUCUAAUUUAAUUUACAAUUCAGCAGAAACAGAUUAUCAACAAACUUUGCAAUAUCAACAACAAUUGCAACAAAAUUUGUCUCAAGAGAAAAAGCAAAAAGAAUAUCAAGAACAGUUACAAAAAUUAGAGCAACAUCAAUAUGAAGAGCAUAAACAGAAGUUAGAACAAGAAAGACUGCAAAAAGAGUACGAAAAGCAUAAAAAAAUUUUAGAACAACAAAGAUUACAAAAAGAAUAUGAAGAGCAUAAAAAAUUGAUGGAACAACAAAGAUUGCAAAAAGAAUAUGAAGAGCAUAAAAAAAUGCUAGAGCAACAGAGAUUACAACAAGAAUACGAAGAGCACAAGAGACUUUUGCACCAACAACAAAUUCAAAAAGAAUACGAACAACAACAAAUAGUAGAACAGCACAAAAUUGAACUACAAAAACAGCAACAAUUAAAAAAUAUGAACUCAAACCAACAAAAAUUGCAAUCUGGCAAUCAUCAAUAUCAACCAAGUGCUUUAAAUAAUACCGCCAACGGAAAUCUGUAUCAGUACUCAGACAUACAAAAGAACUUAGAACAACAUCGUCAAAUUCAGGAAGCCUAUCCGAAACAAGAGCAACAAAACUUCCAACAAUAUAAACCUACUCCACCAGCCCGCAAGAAAUCGGCCCCUAAAGUGGAACCAACGACUCCAGUUUUAAACGCGAAAUCCACUGUACCACCUAAAUUCGGAUAUUCAGAUUUGAAACCAAUUAAAAAUUAUUCAGAUGUUUCAAACUUUGCUGAAAAAUCACAGUCAGUUUCAAAAUCUUCAAAAAUUGAAACAUUUAAUGAAAAUCAAAAACAUGAAAUUCACUCUAGCCAACAAACUACCAAACAGCAAGCUUUGAAAGCGCGCCAACGUUCUCUUGAAGAACCAACAGUUGAUGAACAACAAAAUCAAAUUAUUCUGUCUCAGAAGAAAAUUUCAUCUAAUACUGAGAUUAUUAAACAAAAGGCACAAAAGAAAAUUGCAACGCAACAAGAAAUCUAUCAGACUAACAAGAAAUUAAUAACUGAAGUACAAGAGGAAAACAAAGGAAACUUUACAAAAAUAGUUUCUCAAAAAAAUCAACAGGUUGUUGAAAAAGUUGAAUAUAAAUCGUCUCAACCAGCUGACACACCGGAUAUUGUUAAAUCUUCCCUUCCUAAAGAUGACAUACCCAUAUUGAAAAAAUUUGGCCCACCGCAAAGACAUCUUUAUACACCGAAUGCCUAUAAAACACCUAUAACAAAAUGCGAAUCUGCAUCUAAUGCGUCAAAGAUGUCAUCUACUACUACAUCAACUGGAAGAAAAAUGUCUGAACCAAGUGUUUUAGCAAAACUUCAGAAACAACAAAGUCAACCAGAGAUAAUUGAAACGCCAGCUACACCUGCUGCAGAGCAAGAAGAAAAUAUUGAGGAAAUUAUACCAAGAAAUAUAGUUUUCAAUAAUGUAGCUCAAUUUACUAAUAUGUCUCGACGGGUUAGUGAAAGUGCAAGUGAUCAACUGUUUAAUAAAAAUAUAGCAAGUGUAAAAACAAAUAAUCUAAGUAAAUCAGAUUCAUGGCAUCAAAUAUGUAUGCUGCAACACCAAACCAAACCACCAUCACCGAAAUUCGGUGAAAGUGGUGUUGGUAAUCAAUUACGUCGUACAAAGUCAGGUCACACUUUAGCUGUACCGAAAAUGUAUGAAGGUAGUAUAAAUCGUGAUGAAGUAUCGGAAAAACAGAAUAUUGUCGCUGCAUACUUCUCUGGUAAUAAAUCUCCUAAUUCAUUAUCACGUAAUUCAUCACAAACAAAUAUAACAGACAAUGAAAAAAUGUCAUUAUCUUCAUCAAUGACGUCAAGUACAUUUGUUAAAAAAUCUUCAAUUAAUCGCACACGUACUGUUGAUAAAACAUCAAUUGGCAAACAAAUGCCAUCAACUGGUUUAGUACGCAGUCAAACAAUGCCACACAUAGAUAAAUUAAAUUUAUUAGACGAAAGUAAUGUUGAAGAUGCUUUUGAACAAAUUCUCUUAGGAUCGUAGAAACGUUUAUAAAAAAACUGAAAUUAUCACCUGUCAUAUAGAAAUAAAAUACUCGAAAUCGAGAAUUAUUUUCAUUCAUUCCAGUUAAACAUUAAAUGAGAGACCUAAAAGGUUUGCUCGAAAUUAUAAAUAUUGUCUCAUCGUUGUUUAUUUGUUUGUUUGUCCGAAAAUACUCAAACGGCAUGGGAUCGAGCCUGAUCUUGAUCGAAAAACUAUUUUGUUUGUUUUAUUUUGAAAAAAAAGAAAACGAAUUACCAUGCCUAAACGUAUAACAAAAGAAACUCACAAGAUUUUUAAAAAUUGUAUUUCUAAAUUAAAACUUUAUAAUUCUCAAGUGGGAAAUUCAAUUCAAUUAAUUUUAAUUAUUAAGAGACAACCAUAUAGAUAUUUUACUUGUUAUAAUAAUUAUAAUAUCUUUAAAAAUGUGUAAUUAUAUUUGAAGUUAAACUUUAAAAUUAUUUUAAUAACCAUUUUUUUUUAACUACAAUUGUAAAACUUUUAAAAAUAAAUUUAAAAAAAAUUAAUUUAAUGUAAAUUAGUUUUUAAGAAAUAUCAUAAACUCUAUAAAAUUAAAUAUUAAACAAAAUUUUGUAAAAUAUCACAACAAAGGGACAUAUAUGGUUGCUUUAAAAAUUACUUACAAAAAAAAAUUAUAAAAAUGUUUUUGCUUGGUUGUGUUUAAAAAUUAUCAAAUAGUUAAAAAAUUUAAUGACUUUCGUACCUGCAAAAGUAAUUGCAGCAACAACAUGAAAUGUGAUGUGAAAAAAUUAAAAGCAGCUGGAAAAUUAAAAAUAAACUUAGACAUACAUCUUCUCACCAAAUCAUUUUUCCGUUCUCAGUACGCACCUUUCACACAACAUACGUUAAUUAUAAAAAUCAAAAAAUUUCUAAAUUCUUCUUUUAUUAAAUUUGUAAACGUAAUUCGAUUCGAAAUUGUAAGCAAAAUAAAAUCCAAAAAACAUUUGACAACCUUUUAUAAAUUUGAGGAAAAUUCAAUUAAAAUUUAUCGAAAUUCUACAAUGAGAGUUACAAAAACAAAAAUCAACUUACGUAAUACUCAAAAAUAUUUAUGAAAUUUGAAAUAUUACUCAUCUUCAUGUGCACAACAAGAAAAUAAUUCACAAAAUCAACGGCAACUUCCAAAUAACAAAAUAUAAAAACAAAUUAAUCGAACUUUACUGAAACAACCAAAACAGAAGAAAAAGAUGGUGCUGUCGUAACAACUACAACUAAAGUGACAACAAGAACUAUCACUGGAUCAAGUGCCGCACCAAAAGCGGUUUCACCAUUUGCAAAAUUUAAAC